Armigeres subalbatus is the source of this 1733-nucleotide messenger RNA. Its product is annotated as alpha/beta hydrolase domain-containing protein 17B. Gene Ontology annotation, molecular function: palmitoyl-(protein) hydrolase activity. Gene Ontology annotation, biological process: protein depalmitoylation. The transcript has 4 exons. Bases 709 to 1575 code for a protein of 288 amino acids. Gene Ontology annotation, cellular component: endosome membrane; plasma membrane. NCBI's taxonomy places the organism in Eukaryota, Metazoa, Arthropoda, Insecta, Diptera, Culicidae. The record is from RefSeq and is a predicted model, not a curated record.
AACACGAAAGUGACAGUCUUCUGAAAAACGCAUCUGAUCGUUUUAUAUUUUCGUCUUUCGUGAAUUUGUACGUUAUCUAUCCAAAGUUUCGAAAAUGGUGUAGAUUUUUGUUGAUAAAACGGACUGCAUCUUCAGCAGCAGCGAUGGAAUGAUAACGGGAGUGUUUGUAACUCGUAGAAUAGCAGGAAUAAGUUUUCCAUUUUCCGACCGUCAACAGAUUGAAAGUGCAGUGCCAUCAGUGCUCGCGCAGCAGUAUGAAACGUAGUGUAGUGUGUAGCCAGGGGAAAACUUCGAGGCAAGAAUGGACAUUAUUUUCUCGUGACUAAUCCGAAGUGGACAAAGGUCACGCAUUUCUUAAAGUGAUGCUUGUUGAGGAAAUGCGUUCUAUAUCUAAUAUAUAGGUGAGAGAAUGGACUGUUGAUUGAUUGUAGCAGCAGCAGCAGUCGCCUCUAGAUGUGGCCACCUGAUACAAAAGAAGGAUGUUAAGCGUCCAGAUCACGUAGCAAUCAGUAGAAGAAGCAAACCAAGACGGCCAAAAGAAAAACAAGAAAGAAUACUACUAAUACUUCAAAUAAGUUUCUGCAUCGCCCGCAACCUGUAGACGGUAUACUAGGGUGGUUGGUUCGGGAGGAAAAAAAACGCAAUUAUUAUUUUCUUUAACUACUUACGAGCAGUAAGUAGUAGGGCCGAAAUUAGGAUAGUGCAGCCAUGAACGGAUUAAGCUUCGGUGAACUAUGCUGUUUGUUCUGCUGUCCUCCGUUUCCCGGCAGGAUUGCAGCAAAACUAGCAUUUCUGCCGCCCGAUCCUACGUACAAUCUGACUCCGAUUGACGAGAGCAAGGCCAAGUACUUACUCAGUUUUAACGAUCGUGCCGAAUGGCCCUACUCGGAGCGGGAGAAAGAAAACGUCGAGGGAUUUUUCACGCGGACUUCCCGCGGAAAUAAACUCUCCUGCAUCUACGUGCGCUGUUCGCCGAACGCCAAAUACACCGUACUGUUUUCGCAUGGAAAUGCCGUCGAUCUCGGUCAGAUGAGCAGUUUCUACCUGGGGCUGGGAUUGAGAAUCAACUGUAAUAUAUUUAGCUAUGAUUACUCCGGAUACGGUAUGAGUACCGGUAAGCCAUCCGAGAAGAACCUUUACGCCGAUAUCGAUGCUGCGUGGCAUUCGUUGCGAACCCGAUUUGGGGUGAGUCCGGAGAAUAUCAUUCUGUACGGACAGAGCAUUGGCACUGUGCCCACGGUGGAUCUGGCGGCACGGUAUGAAGUGGGGGCGGUCAUUCUUCACUCUCCGCUGAUGUCUGGCAUGAGAGUGGCAUUCCCCAAUACGAAGCGGACGUGGUUCUUCGAUGUGUUUCCAAGCAUCGAUAAGGUAUCGAAAAUUGGUUCACCAGUGCUGGUUAUUCAUGGCACCGAGGACGAGGUGAUAGACUUUUCCCAUGGAUUGAGUAUCUACGAGAAGUGUCCCAAGGCUGUUGAACCACUGUGGGUUGAGGGAGCUGGUCAUAAUGACGUCGAGUUGUACAAUCAAUAUCUGGACCGUUUGAAAAAGUUUAUAUCGAUUGAGCUAAAUAACUGACAAUUAAAGAACGCCCCUGGCCAACCACCACCGCAGCCUACAGUAGCAGGGGCAGCAUCGACAUCAUCAUUAUCAAACACUGCUACUAAAAGCCCGAAACGAUCAUCUGGAACCAAGGGGAGUACUAACGAAUCGAGUAGUUCGGUGGAAAAAGCGCU